CUCUCUCUCUCUCUCUCUCUCUCUCUCUCUCUCUCUCUCUCUCACAACCGAGAUCCGAAGCUAUGACAGACGGUCACUCGUUCAACAAUAUCUCUCUUGGAGGCCGUGGGGGCACUAAUCAAGGGCAAAUUAGGGUUCAUUCCGAAGGUAUACUGUGGAAGAAAAUUGGGGGCGGUAAGGCCGUUGAAGUGGAUAAGUCUGAUGUACUGAGCCUUACCUGGAUGAAGGUUCCCCGGACUAAUCAGCUUGGAUUUCGGAUUAAGGAUGGUCUGUACUACAAAUUCACUGGUUUCCGUGACCAGGACGUCACUAGUCUGACCAAUUUUUUCCAGAAUUCUUGGGGGAUAACGCCGGAAGAGAAGCAGCUUUCUGUUAGUGGAAAAAAUUGGGGAGAAGUUGAUUUAAAUGGAAAUAUGCUUACUUUUCUUGUUGGUUCCAAGCAAGCGUUUGAGGUAUCUUUAGCAGAUGUCUCCCAAACACAACUUCAGGGAAAAAAUGAUGUCAUGUUGGAGUUCCACGUGGAUGAUACAACUGGGGCCAAUGAGAAAGAUUCGCUGAUGGAAAUCAGUUUUCACAUACCUAACUCGAACACUCAGUUUGUUGGUGAUGAAAGUCAUCCUCCUGCACAGGUCUUCCGUGACAAAAUCAUGUCAAUGGCAGAUGUUGGAGCAGGAGGUGAAGAUGCUGUUGUUACUUUUGAGGGGAUUGCGAUACUUACUCCAAGGGGCCGAUACAAUGUAGAGCUUCAUCUUUCAUUUCUGCGACUCCAAGGGCAAGCCAACGAUUUCAAAAUUCAGUACAGCAGUGUUGUUCGUCUCUUUUUACUGCCCAAGUCUAAUCAGCCACAUACCUUUGUUGUUGUUACUCUUGAUCCUCCAAUCCGUAAAGGCCAAACUUUGUACCCACAUAUAGUAUUGCAGUUUGAAACAGAUUAUGUUGUAGAAAGCACCGUGUCAAUGAAUGAAGAUCUUUUCAAUGCCAAGUACAAAGACAAGUUAGAACCAACAUAUAAGGGACUCAUUCAUGAAGUAUUUACAUUGAUAUUGCGUGCCUUGUCUGGUGCCAAAGUCACUAGACCAGGAAAGUUCCGUAGCUGUCAGGAUGGUUAUGCUGUGAAGUCAUCAUUGAAAGCUGAAGAUGGACUCCUUUAUCCGCUUGAAAAAAGCUUUUUCUUUUUACCCAAACCUCCAACCCUUAUUCUUCAUGAGGAGAUCGACUAUAUGGAGUUUGAGAGGCAUGCUGCUGGAGGAUCAAACAUGCAUUACUUUGAUCUUCUGAUAAGACUAAAGACUGAACAAGAACAUCUCUUUAGGAACAUUCAGAGAAAUGAAUAUCAUAAUCUUUUUGACUUCAUCAAUUCAAAGGGUUUGAAAAUUAUGAAUCUGGGAGAUAUCCGAACUGCAGAUGGUGUUGCGGCUGUUUUGCAGAGCGAUGAUGAUGAUGCUGUCGAUCCACAUCUUGAGCGGAUUAGAAAUGAAACUGGUGGGGAUGAGAGCGAUGAGGAGGACGAAGAUUUUGUUAUUGACAAAGAUGAUGGAGGCUCUCCUACUGAUGAUUCUGGGGAAGGAGAAUCUGAUGCUAGUGAAAAUGGAGAAGAGAAAGGGAUACCCGCUAAAAUGAAACUUAAGAAAGAAUCUUCAGCUGCAAAGGCAUCUUCUAGUAGGAAAAAAACCAAAGAUGGGGAUGAGGACGGUACAAAGAAGAAGAAACAGAAGAAGAAAAAGGAUCCAAAUGCACCAAAGAGAGCAAUGAGUGCUUUCAUGUACUUCUCGCAGGCUGAAAGGGAGAAUGUGAGGAAAAAUAGUCCUGGAAUUUCAUUCACGGAGAUGGGAAGAGUUCUUGGAGACCAAUGGAAUAAGUUGUCAGCUGAGGAGAAGGAACCAUAUGAAGCAAAGGCUCGUGCAGACAAGAAACGAUAUGAAAGUGAAAGCAGCAGCUACAAGAACCCACAACCCAGAAAUACAGAUUCAGGAAACGAAUCUGACAGUGCAUAGGUUUAAUGGUAGUUAUGUGGCAUCUAACCAGAGAGGUUCUAUGAUCCAGAAUCCCAGAUUAUAGAUUUCUAGGGCAAAUGAUGUCCAACCUCUCUCUUUGGCUUGGAAGUUAGAACUCUACGUUGCUGGCUACACUUCUAAAUUGUAGUGUACUUUCGUUUGUUUAUAUUAUUAUUUUUGACACAUCUAAGAAUGAGAAAAUCCAUUUAGUUUAAAACAAAAGAAUAAACAUAUACAUACACACAUCAUUAAUGUGGCACUCGUUGCCUUCUCUUUAUAUUGCCUAA
Molecule: messenger RNA, 2281 nt
Organism: Ilex paraguariensis (yerba mate)
Lineage: Eukaryota; Viridiplantae; Streptophyta; Magnoliopsida; Aquifoliales; Aquifoliaceae
Source: the annotation of a GenBank genome assembly